AAAAUGUCCUAGCUAAAACGAAUGAAUGGAUGCUGUGAUGCACUGAGGUGCCUUUGCUCACAUCUGUCCAAGAUGACAUGAACGUUUAAGCUCGCAAUUCAACCCUCUCGCUCCUGUCUUCCGCGAAUUCCCGCCGCUGGGUACCAUGGCAACAAGGAUGAAGCUGAAGCUGAAGACUGUGUUUGUGCUCUACUUCAUGGUCUCUCUUCUGGGCCUCAUCUAUGCACUGAUGCAGCUUGGUCAGCGCUGUGACUGCGCAGAGCACGAUAGGACCAACGAGCGUACCAUAUCUCGGCUGCGGGGGGAGCUGCACCGUCUUCAGGAGCAGAUGAGGAAGUCGGAGGCGACCAAACAACCCCAGAAACAGGCAGCCAAGCCCUCUCUGCCCACCAUCUUUGUCAUCACCCCAACAUAUGCAAGGCUGGUGCAGAAGGCCGAGCUGACUCGUCUGUCUCAGACAUUCCUCCAUGUUCCUCAGCUCCACUGGAUUGUGGUGGAAGACUCGCCUCAUAAGACGCCACUGGUGACUGACCUCCUGGUAAAGAGCGGUCUGACCUACACACACUUACACAUGCCCACUGCCAAAGAUCGGAAACUCCAGGAGGGUGACCCCAGCUGGCUGAAGCCUCGUGGAGUCGAGCAGAGGAAUGAGGGUCUACGGUGGCUCAGAGAGGACAGAAGGGCUCAGCCAGGAGGUGGCAACCAGCAGGGAGUGGUUUACUUCGCUGAUGACGACAACACAUACAGCCUGCAGAUAUUUGAAGAGAUGAGGAGUACCCAGCGAGUAUCAGUGUGGCCAGUGGGGCUGGUUGGAGGGAUGAAAUAUGAGAGGCCUGUGGUUGAAGGAGGAAAGGUGGUUCGCUUCCAUACUGGCUGGCGUCCCAGUCGCCCCUUCCCGAUGGACAUGGCUGGCUUUGCUGUGUCCCUCAAACUGGUCCUGGCCAAUCCAGAGGCUUGUUUUGAUGGAGAAGCGCCAAUGGGCUUCCUAGAAAGCAGCUUCCUUCAGGGAUUGGUUACCAUGGACGAGCUGGAGCCCAAAGCGGAUAACUGCUCUAAAGUGCUGGUGUGGCACACACGGACAGAGAAACCGAAGAUGAAGAGAGAGGAAGCUCUGCAGGCUCAGGGACUGGGUUCAGACCCUGCUGUGGAGGUCUGAGGAACACACACACACACACACAGAAACACACACAUAUUGUAAAGAAUAUUCUGCUGUUUAAUGCUGCAUAUGUAACUCUGCGUUGUAAAUACUGUAAAACAGAAAAAUAUCUGUUAGAGGUGACAUUUAAAUUUACCUGGUUAUUACUGGUCGUUUUUUGUGUCAGGUAGUAAACGUAUGUGUGUGUAUAUAUUGAGUGAGUGUGUGUGUUGUUGUAACUGUGCUGACUGUAUGUUAGUGCACAUAUCAGGGUUUUCUUUGGUUUUUAGUGAGUUAGACGUCUUUAUUUAGCAGCACAGAGGAUGAUUCCAAUUCCAAACAUUUGCCUGAGGGGGGCGCCAAUUUAAAAUUUUGUAAAGCCGUGCAGUUAGACCACCAGGACAUUUCUGCUCAAAGCUGGAGGAAUGAUCCGUCUCAUUACUGACUUGCAUACUUGCAUCAUUCAUAGGGAUUUACAUGUUGUGAUCAGUGGAAAUCCUGCAGUAUAACCUAAUUCUGGCAGCCGUUGGACAUAGUUCUGUUCAGAUUCACAACAGCUCUGGCUCCAUCUCUCGCCGAUGAUCCCUGUGUUGGCUGUAUCUGAUCUGUACCAGCUUUGUCCGUUCAGAAACCAACAUCUUGGCUGGUUUCUGUCUGAGAUGCAGUUGCCAUGGAGCACCCUGUUCAUGCAUGGCUUCUAUUUUUGUGAAAUUAAUGUAAGUCCAUAUUUAGCCCUAUAGAUGCUUUUUUUAGUCACAUGUCAAGAAAGUGACGCCUUCAUCGGAGGAUGAUCGUGAUCUUCAUGUGGUAAUGUGGAGCAAACAUAGUACUCAGGCGCAUUUUUUGACCGUAAACAAUCUUCAUAGCCACAAAACACGUCAGACAGGAAACUAAUCCUAGUAACUAAUUGUUGCUUUGCCUUUAUUAUGCUCUGAUACACCUGGUGUUACAAACACUACUAGUACAACUUAGCAACACUAUGCUGCAACACAGACCUAACAAAUACAGAGAUGUAGUGGUUCCACACCCAGUGUAGCUUUAAUGUUACAGCUCAGAGUUCAAAUGCUGGGUUUUAUUAGUGUUAUAGCAUAACAACAACUAUCUCUAACAGGCAUUUUUAUGUGUAUACUUUUAGUAAUGCUCUUCAAAAACAUACAGUUUCUAUUUAGAAGCUCUGAAUAAGGGAACAACUUUACUGACACUUGUAGAAAUUCUUUAUGCACAAUACACAAUACAAAACAUGCCUUUAAUAGACAAAAUGAAUCCCUGGUACUUUACAUUAGCAUUUACAUUGGAUAAUAUUAAUAUUAAUUGAACUACUCAGCGUGUGUUUGAUUAUCUUUCAUGACAUCUUCAGAAAUCGGAAGAACAAAGAGCAAAGUAACGUUAAAGUUCAACCCUGUGCUCCUCAGCUACUGUUGUACGAUACUGUAAAAACAGCUGGUGCCUGCUUACAUGUAAUUAGUGCCUGUAAGUCAGUUCUCUACUGGUGUAUAAUGUAUUUAUUAUUGUAAUAUUCUUUACACUGUACAAUGUGAUCAUGUCUGUCCUUGGUCUUGAAAAUAAACAUAACUAAACAUG
This is a messenger RNA of Toxotes jaculatrix (banded archerfish), 2716 nucleotides long. RefSeq names its product beta-1,3-glucuronyltransferase 3 (glucuronosyltransferase I) (gene b3gat3). The coding region runs from base 146 to 1156 and encodes 336 amino acids. Gene Ontology annotation, cellular component: Golgi membrane. The record is from RefSeq and is a predicted model, not a curated record. Gene Ontology annotation, biological process: chondroitin sulfate proteoglycan biosynthetic process; carbohydrate metabolic process. Gene Ontology annotation, molecular function: galactosylgalactosylxylosylprotein 3-beta-glucuronosyltransferase activity. Lineage: Eukaryota; Metazoa; Chordata; Actinopteri; Toxotidae. The transcript has 8 exons.